CGGUGGUAGUCGCUGCUCUCUCGCCUUAUAUAUAUUUCCAGUUUUUGAUGACUACAGUGUUACUUAUGUUGAUGUUAAAAUUCUGUUGGUGACCAUAUUAUUAUAUAUUGUGUUGCCAACGAACGUGUUGCCUGCACAAUUGUCAGUGAAGGAAUUUCGUGACAACGAAUUGAUUAAACUGUAAAAAUGUUUCGUAAGUGUUAAAUACGUUAGCGAGGUGUGGUAGAAGUGCACUAGCGGUGAGUGUGGUAGGAUGGACCGGAGGAGCAGGAUGUUGGUGAGAGCGCUGAGGCUCCUGGCGACGCCAUGUUGAUGGCCGCAGUAGUGCCUAGAGAUACGGUGGUCACUUACAAGCCUCCUCGCGGAACUAAGGUCAACCUCAGCACCGCACACCACGUGGCUCUCGCCGAUACGGGCGCCGUGAGCCCGGUGAAGGGUGAACCGGUCUCCGAGGACGACCAGUCGCCUACUCAUGCCAGCCGAGGGAGACUUAAAUCCAUCCAGAUUCAUAGUCCCCAGCUGCCACCCGCUGCCGGUAGCGUCACCAACCAUAUCAUCACCGCUGAACUCAACCACACGUCGGGUUCUCUCUACAACUUGUGCCAUGCUACCAAUAACGGGAGUGUGGCCCAGCUGGCCCGGGCCGCUAUCACCCGAGCCAACUCCCGCCGGGCUACCCUUAUAUCACAGAAGUCGAGUACCAGUACGAACGUCUCUGUAGAUAAGACCGAACAUCCAUCUAGAUCACCUACAUCCUUCAGCCGAACUACCAGCUUGUGUUGCGACGCGAACGACUCGAGGCCGAACAGUAUCCACAGCAGCACCACCACUGAAGAGAUAAAUCUGGCGAUCCCACUGGAUGAAGAAGAGAGGGUGGAGGUAGAGAGAGAGGCCCAGAGUUCCCAGGUGUUAAUGCUUAAAUCACGCAGCGUGACCUUGACGCCAGAGGUGGUGUCGCAGCAGCCACCGCUACGGGAUCAGCACGGGUUGCCGCGACCUCUCGACCUCACGCCCUCCAGCCUCCAGCAGCGGCGCUCCGGCCUCCUCUUGGACCAGGCUCGCCGCGCCAACUAUCGAGCUAACAAAAAUGUCUCGUUCGACAAUACAACACGGACAGAAGUGUACGAGACGGAGUUGACAGAAUCUGAGACAGACGAGCGCGAGUUCGUGCGGUUAAUGAGUCAUUGGGAGCGGCGUGCCCAUCUGCGGCUGCCUCUUACAGCCGAAAACGAUUACUGUCCGCCUGGCAAGGAAGAGCUCGGCUUUCUGCCUAAGGUCCUGUGUUUUGUCUUGGCGCUGGUCAUCACGGGAGGCAUCCUGUAUGGCUUCAAUCUUGUCAUCUCCCAUAUGAAUAUGAAUCUCUUCUCCGCAUGAGUACUCUUCA
Procambarus clarkii (red swamp crayfish) is the source of this 1384-nucleotide messenger RNA. RefSeq lists its product as uncharacterized. NCBI's taxonomy places the organism in Eukaryota, Metazoa, Arthropoda, Malacostraca, Decapoda, Cambaridae. The record is from RefSeq and is a predicted model, not a curated record.